Messenger RNA from Paramecium tetraurelia, 921 nucleotides. RefSeq lists its product as uncharacterized. NCBI's taxonomy places the organism in Eukaryota, Ciliophora, Oligohymenophorea, Peniculida, Parameciidae. The transcript has a single exon. The record is from RefSeq and is a predicted model, not a curated record.
AUGAAGAACAAAUAAAAUAUUGUUGACACCCAAAUCUUAGGUUUAAUGAGAUGUUCUAAAAUAGCGAAACAAAAGUUUAAAGAACAAAAGGAAUAUUAUGCAAUAAAAAAGGAAUUUUAAAUAAUUAUAAACAUUCCACGGGAAUUAGGCAUAAGGGAAUACUUAAGAACAGAUAUUGAUAUCAUAUUCAGCACUGACUAUUAAAUAACCUCCAAUUUAGGAGAACUGUGCACAAAUAUCUUUACAGUAGGCUAUAAAAUUUUACAAACUGAUUACUUUUAGGAUAAGCAGGCAUUUACACUGUUUCCAAGAAAUUUGCAAUGUGUGAGCAUCGAGGUUAUAUUUGAUUUAUUAGAAAAAAUGAACUUGCAGAAAAGUAAAGAAGACAUUAAAAAUUUCAUGCUUGAUCAUAAAAAGAGAAAUAUUUAAAUAAGCUCAUGUAAUGAUUUGAAUUACGUUGACUCAUAUGCUUCUCAAUUUCCAUUUGAAUCUUACAUAAUAAAAUAUGAUUCUGCAGGAUCUAAGGUUCUGAAAUAUAUAAACAAUGUGAAAUAUCUUCAUUUGAUGGGUAUAACUAGAGAGAUGAUGGAAUGCAAUUUAAUUUAGACACAAAUGUUACCCUGCGCCAUAAAAUUCGAGUCCUAUUUGGAUAUUUGGAGCAAAAUGUUUGAAGCAAUCUCGAGAAAAUCAAAUUUUUUUACAGCUGAAUUAUAAAAUUAUAAUGGUUAAAGAAGUUUUGUAAAAAUGGAACAAAGGUUGUUAUACUUAAUUCAAGAAAACGACAACAGCGUACUCUGUCAUCUCUAUUGGAUCUAUCAUACAAACCCAGACCCUGCAGUAGCUGAAGAAAACUAUAAGAAAGAAUUAGAUUCCUAAAAUCCUAAACCAAAAUAAUGUUCAUUUAAAUAAAUUUGCAAUUGA